Messenger RNA from Lonchura striata (white-rumped munia), 555 nucleotides. It is a transcript of the gene ABRACL, whose product is annotated as ABRA C-terminal like. Gene Ontology annotation, biological process: regulation of actin filament-based process. Lineage: Eukaryota; Metazoa; Chordata; Aves; Passeriformes; Estrildidae. The record is from RefSeq and is a predicted model, not a curated record.
UCCGCCCGCCCCUCGCCGGGCCCGCCCGCCGCGGCCCCGCGGCUCCGCCGGCUCCGAGCGCCCACAGCAGCGGCAGCGGAUCACAAUGAAUGUGGAACAUGAAAUUAGCCUCUUAGUUGAGGAGAUUCGGCGGCUGGGGACCAAAAAUGCUGAUGGACAAGUGAGCGUGAAAUUCGGUGUGCUGUUUGCUGAUGAGAAGUGUGCCAACCUCUUUGAAGCCCUGGUGGGGACACUUAAGGCAGCCAAACGACGGAAGAUUGUCACUUACCAAGGAGAGCUGCUUUUACAGGGUGUUCAUGACAACGUGGAUAUCAUGCUGCUGCAGGACUGAGGCAGUGCUUCAGCUAUGUGUUCAUGGAAUUGCUUGAAACAGUUUGAUCAAUCAAACGAUUGUUUGAUUUGCCACAUACUCUUAAUAAGGCUGAUCAUUCCAAGGCAUUUUGAUGUAUUUUCUAUAUCUUUAUAGUCAAAAGAAAACUGUCCUUUUUUAGAAAACAUUUCCUUUUGUAAGUCUUCCUAAAAUAGUACUGUAUGUGAGUAAUGUAAAAUAUGCCA